UCCUCCACUCCUCCGUCGCCAUUCUCAAUGCCGUCGUGCUGGUGAGCUAGUGAGGGGCGGCGUGGCAGCAGGAUCCCGACGCUGCCGCGAUGUUAUGGAUCCCGGCGUUGCCGUGAUGCCUGCCCCCGUGCUCUCGCCCACCGCUGCUCUACCAGCCGCAGCCACUCGCGCGUGUGUGUCGUGCUAGUGUGUUGCUUGCUACUGGCGCUCGCGGCACCGUCGGUAGCGGCGGUGGCGCGGCAUGACUACAACGAAGGAUUUGGGGAUUUUUGUGCUGUCCAUGGCACUACUGUUGCGGAGGGGCUUGUUUGUAAAAUUGGUGCUUGUGUGGCGUGCCACGUCGGCAGUCAGAGCCGGUAAAGUGGGGUUUGGACCUCAAUAAGUCACUUAAACAAGAUGGUGGACAUAUAUGUGCAAUUUACAAUAUUAUAAACCUAAGUGACACCCGCGCUCAACUUUAAGUAUCGGCUAUGUAUUUUACUCUUUAUGAAACAAUAGAUCAAUUCCUACUGAGUAUAUAUUAAUACGUUUAAACAAAUAAGAACAGAGUUCAGUGAAAUCCUACUAGUUUUAUAUUAUUAAUAAGUUGAAAUAAAAACAGAGUUCGGAGGAGUCAAGGAACUGAAAAGCAGAAAAGAAAAAAAAAACAAAAAUUGAUGCUACAAGGAUUCUAGCUGUUCUAUAAUCCAAGAUGAAUGUCCCACCAUGGAUAACCAUGGCGAAUUCAUUCUUGCACUGAUUUCUGCAUUAUGCUCCAUGAAUAGUAUAAUUAUCUCCAUACAGAAUUGGACAGGAAGGGAGUAGUAUUUUACUAUUUCUAAAUGAUGCAAUGACAAAUAUUUCCAGGUUGUUCAAAUAUUUUUGUUGCAUCAGUAAUACUUAUGUAACAUCAUAAAUUUAAAAAUUGUUAACAGAGCUGUUCGGAAAUAAGUGCUCAAGGCAGUGAUCUUUUUGUCAUUUGUGACCUUAGAGAUUGGGUUGAUUUUGAUACAUCUUCCUGAGGCAGGUAAUAAAUGGCAACGCAAGGUAAACAGUGCAACACUCUAGAAGAUUUGCUAUUCGAUGACAUAGGAGACCCAUUGCCUAUUAAGCUAUCAGUACUGCAAAGCAUCACAAAUGACUUCUCGGAAGAGCAGAUUAUUGGAAGUGGUGGCUUCGGAAUAGUUUAUAAGGGAGUGCUUGGAGAUGAGCUUGUUGCGGUGAAGAAGCUUUACUCAUUUCAUGCAAUUAAAGACGAACCAUUUCAACGCGAGGUUGAUUGUCUCAUGAGGAUUAGGCACUGCAAUAUAGUAUGGUUUGUUGGGUACUGUGCUGAAACAUCUACAAAUGUGGUACGAAAAGGAAGGGAAAAUAUGUUUGUGGAUUCGAAAGAAAAGUUGCUUUGCUUCGAGUAUCUACGUAAUGGAAGCCUUCGCAGUCAUCUUGAUACUGCCGGAUCUUGUGUGCUUCAAUGGCAGAUUUGUUACCAAAUAAUCAAAGGUAUUUGCCUGGGUUUGCACUAUCUGCAUGAGAGGAAGAUAAUUCAUCUAGAUCUCAAACCAGAUAACGUACUGCUCGAUGACAGUAUGGUGCCUAAAAUUGCGGAUUUUGGUUUGUCAAGGCUCUUGAGUGAAGAAAAAAGCCGCAUGGUCACUGAGAGAAUUUUUGGAACAAGGAGAUACAUGGCACCCGAAUACUUAGUUAAUGGAGAUAUCACAGUCAAGUCAGAUAUAUACAGCUUGGGUUUGAUAAUCAGAGAGAUGGUGAUGGGUCCUAAUAAUGAAGGAACAACGACAGAAAAUGUACUAGAAAUCUGGAGGCAUAGGUUGGAACAGGAUUCAUCAAAGAUGAGGCAGACGCCAAUCGAAAUGCGUUACCGGCAAAUAAUAGAAGCGUGCAUUGAGAUAUCAGAGACAUGCAUAGCGGGUAAACCAGAUAAGAGGCCAACCACAGGGGAUAUCCUUCGUCGGCUUGAGAAAGAGGAAGCAGGGAAUUGGUCUAUCGUCCCAGUUACUCCAGUUGUAGAUUGGAUAAGCUCGCUAUCCAGGUUGAUGGAGAGCAUAAAGCGAAUGGCUGUAACUUCACCCGAACCGCGAACAAUUCGAGGUGAGGAGUCCAAAGCGUUGCAAUUGCAACCUGGGCCUUCUCAGCCAGGGGACAGGAGACCAGCUGAUAAGAGUUUUUGGUUGGAUGCUACAAGCAACGCCAAGUGCUACAUGCUAUCAUCGAGAUUAUUAAAGGUUACAUGGGGAGAAAGCCCCGAGCACUGGAAAUGGAUCACCCUCCCCGAUUCUAGGUUUGCCGAAUGCGCGGAGCUCCUAAACGUGUACUGGCUGGCGGUGAUUGGGGAGAUCGCAACGGAGGACCUGACGCCGGGUACUCGCUACGCGGUGUACCUGGUGUACAAGCUGACGGGCACCUCCGUCGGCCUGAGAGGUGGCCAGACGCAGAGGUCAUCGCUCAGGCUCUACGGCGAGAUCACCGUCUCCACCGGCAAGGUCAGCGUCGACGUCGUCCCUGCAGCGGCGCGCGGAAUGGCCGCCGGCGUGGCCUAUCCUGUGGCCAGGGGAGACGGCUGGAUGGAGCUCAAGCUGGCCGAGUUUGCUGCCGACGAGAAGCUGCUCGGUGAGAAGAAGGUGAUAGUGGACUUCCGCGAGGAGAACGACCAUGUCAAGAAGAGUGGUCUUGUUAUAGAGGGCAUGGAGUUCAGGCCCAACAAGUGAAGCUCGCAAAAGGCUCAACAUUUUGUUCCACAAGAACAAUUUCUAGUAUCCUAACUAUUCUCAGCACAUAAAAUGACAAGUUUUAUCUCUUUAA
Messenger RNA from Oryza sativa Japonica Group (Japanese rice), 2796 nucleotides. NCBI's taxonomy places the organism in Eukaryota, Viridiplantae, Streptophyta, Magnoliopsida, Poales, Poaceae. The record is from RefSeq and is a predicted model, not a curated record.